This is a messenger RNA of Fusarium fujikuroi IMI 58289, 1950 nucleotides long. RefSeq names its product probable histone deacetylase RpdA. The record is from RefSeq and is a predicted model, not a curated record. Bases 1 to 1950 code for a protein of 649 amino acids. NCBI's taxonomy places the organism in Eukaryota, Fungi, Ascomycota, Sordariomycetes, Hypocreales, Nectriaceae. The transcript is spliced from 4 exons. Gene Ontology annotation, molecular function: histone deacetylase activity.
AUGGGCGACGAUAUACGUGUCGAGCUCGGCUCGGUUGCGCUCAAUGGCUCAUCCCCCAAGAAGGUCGCUUACUUUUACGAUUCCGACAUUGGUAACUAUGCCUAUGUUACUGGUCAUCCCAUGAAGCCUCAUCGCAUUCGGCUGGCGCAUAGCUUGAUUAUGCAGUACAACCUCUACCAGAAGAUGGAGAUAUACCGCGCAAAACCUGCGACCCGAGGCGAGAUGACCCAAUUCCAUACCGACGACUACAUCGAUUUCCUACAAAAGGUCACACCAGACAACAUGGACAGCUUUAUGAGAGAGCAAGGAAAAUACAACGUCGGUGAUGAUUGCCCCGUGUUCGAUGGUCUAUUUGAGUUCUGUGGUAUCAGUGCGGGUGGCAGCAUGGAGGGUGCCGCGCGACUGAAUCGCCAAAAGUGCGACAUCGCCAUCAACUGGGCUGGUGGUCUUCACCACGCCAAGAAGUGCGAGGCCAGUGGUUUCUGCUACGUCAACGACAUUGUCCUCGGUAUUCUCGAACUCCUCCGAUUCAAAAAGCGGGUCCUCUACAUCGAUAUUGAUGUGCAUCAUGGCGAUGGUGUUGAGGAGGCUUUCUACACCACCGACCGUGUCAUGACCGUUUCUUUCCACAAGUACGGAGAGUACUUCCCCGGCACUGGUGAACUUCGGGACACCGGUAUUGGACAAGGAAAAAACUAUGCUGUCAACUUUCCUCUUCGAGAUGGUAUCACCGAUGUGUCCUACAGGUCAAUCUUCCAGCCUGUCAUCGAGAAUGUCAUGAAGUACUACCAGCCCGAGGCUGUUGUUCUUCAAUGCGGUGGUGACAGUCUGUCUGGCGAUCGACUUGGUUGCUUCAAUCUGAGCAUGGACGGCCACGCCAACUGUGUCAACUAUGUCAAGAGCUUUAAUCUCCCGACUCUUGUUCUCGGCGGAGGUGGCUACACAAUGCGCAACGUCGCUCGAACUUGGGCCUUUGAGACCGGUGUUCUUGUGGGCAAGGAGAUGGACCGAACCCUGCCCUACAAUGAAUACUACGAAUACUAUGCUCCCGAUUUUGAGCUGAAUGUGCGAUCCUCUAACAUGGAGAACUCCAACAGUCGAGAGUACCUUGAGAAGAUUACUUCUUCAGUCAUCGACAACCUUCGACAAACAGGACCUGCUCCUUCAGUACAGUUGCAAGACGUCCCCCGAAAGCCCUUCGGCGGCAUGACUGAUGAGGAGGAGGCCGAGUUGGACGACCUAGAUGAGGAUGAGAACAAGGAUGUUCGCAUGACCGAACAUCGUUGGGACAAGCAUGUUGAACACGACAACGAGUUCGAAGCCAGUGACGACGAUGAGAUGGCUAGGGCGCAUGGUGCCACGCGCCAGAAUGGCAACAAGCGCACCUUUACCGACUAUCGCAAGGGGGAAAUGGAAAUCGAUAAUGCCGAUGCUCCUCCUGCCAAGGUAACCAACGGUGCUUCCGCUGACGAACCUGCUGAGGAACAAGCUGGCGAGGAUGCUCACGAUGUGAAUGACGAUACUAUCGACGACAUCUCAGCUUCGGCCCCAGUCGAGAAGGAAGUCCCACCCAAGGAGAGCGAGAAGCCUGACGAGACCGCCAAGGAAUCUGAAGCUAGUAAAGUGGAUGGAGACGGUGAUGUUGGCAUGGAGGACUCAGCGGCUCCAGAGACAACAAUCAAGAAGGAAGAGGUCGAGCCUGAGGCACCUGCGGAGCCUUCAGCGCCUACUGAGAAGGCUUCAAAGGACGAGCCUGUUGCCCAAGAGGCCGCCGAUACCGCUACGAAGGAGCCCACCACAGAACCUAAAGGUACUGAAGAGGCCUCAGAUAAGCCUGCAGUAGCACCUGAGAAGGCUCGGAGCGAACAACCCGACGAUGCUAUGGACGUCGAUACGGAGAAGGAUAAGCCAGAGCCAGCUGUCGAGAAGAGCAAGAGCCCUGUAAACUAG